Acanthopagrus latus (yellowfin seabream) is the source of this 8034-nucleotide messenger RNA. Its product is annotated as bromodomain adjacent to zinc finger domain protein 2B. NCBI's taxonomy places the organism in Eukaryota, Metazoa, Chordata, Actinopteri, Spariformes, Sparidae. The transcript is spliced from 40 exons. The coding region runs from base 382 to 6918 and encodes 2178 amino acids. Gene Ontology annotation, molecular function: protein binding; DNA binding. The record is from RefSeq and is a predicted model, not a curated record.
AAAGUUUGCAUUGUAGCAGCCUGGAGCUGACGUCACUUCUCUUGAGUUGCUCGGAGGAGAGAGCCUCCUCAAUCUGCGAUCAGAGAGCAACACAUCCAGUCACACUCUCAACCCUGGACUCCUCUUAUUGACCAAUUCUCCGUUCAUCCCUUUCGACAUCCGCAAAGAAACAAACCUGGAAGUUAAUUAUUACAGUUCUUUUUUUCCUCCCCGUUUCGUUUUUUUUCUUUUUCGAAGGGAAUACGCCGGAUUUUCGACGAGGAGGUGCAGAGCGAGGAUGUCGCAGAACUGAGGACAGUCUCAUGCAAAACCAAAUACUCAUUAUAAUGAUGCCUUCAGCAAAUGAUGGUGAACAAAUGAUGCAGGAGUAAACAAGGAGAUAUGGAGUUUGGAGAGCGGCUGGCCUCCCCAUCAUCAGCCCCGUCCUCCCUUCACAUGGCCUCCUCUUCAGCCAGCUCCUCCCCCGCUCCACCCCAGACUCCCUCCACCAAGUGCAGCAGCCCGGCACCAAGCCCUGCAGGCAGCUCCCCUCUCACCACCUGUGGCCACUUGCUCCAGAUAACAGGGGAUGAACGCUUGAUUGUGUCUGGAAGCCCUAAUGGGUUUCCUUCAGUGAGCCGUCCAGCUUUUGGGCUGUACACAUCAAGUUCCGGCCGCCCUGAGUUCGGGGGCCUGGGAAGUCUGGGUUUGUCUGCCUUGGCAGCUCACUCUCAGUUUGGUACAUUUCCAGACUGGUGGCGGCCAUCUGAGGCACAUACCAGGGGAGCAGCAGCCUUCAUCCCCCCUCUUAUGGGUCUGCAUCCUAUGUUUGCAUCAGCAUUCAAGAGCCAUGAUUCUGCUCACAUGCAGUCACGUACCUCAGGGAACUCUGCUGUGAACAACACUUCAUAUCAAACAAAAGGAAACACGGAGAAAACUCAAGCCAAGAGUAGUCGUCGUCAAAUGAGCAGCCAGGAUCUGAGCCAACUGCACCAGAGGACCGUUCAGAAAACAAAAGAAAAGAAACCCAUCAAAAAACCACUUGAGACUUCCAGCAUGAGCGGCAGCCAAUCAGGAUCAUUGUCAGACAGCUCCAGUGAUGGCGAGGAGAGCAGCAGUGAUCCUGAUGACAUGGAGGAGGAGGACAAUGAUGAAGAUGAGGAUGAUCAGAGCAAUGACAGUGAGGACUCUGAUUCAGAAAAAGACAGUCCAGAGAAAAGGAAAGUUGAGCGGCUGACACAGAACACUUCUGAGAGUAAAAAGAAGAGACCUUCCUCGGCUGACGGAAACGCAACUCAAGACAGUCACCGUGACAUUGUUUCUUUGAGUUCUUCGUACCGCCUCCAGUCCUCGUCUCAUCCUGCUGGCCUGCCACAGUCCUCAGCACUGUUCCUCCAGAACUGCAGGACUGCAGAGGAGGACAGCCAGAAGCACAUCAGUGUCAUCCAAGCCACCGGAUUGGCAGCCAGCAACAGUCCCCUAGCGCAGUCCCACAGGGAGGCCUCACCUUUGCCCUUCUCCAACUCACCGAAGCACCUCUCUCAUUCAUCCUCACCAAAGCAUAAUCCUGCCUCCUCCUCCCCCAAACCUUUUUCUCUCUGUUGCCCUUCGAAGCCCCCCUCUCUUUGCUCCUCACCCAAGCCUCUCCACCUCUCUUCUUUACCCAAAGCACCAACGCUGUUAGCCUCACAAAAGCCCAGACAUAAGCCCAAAUUCUUGAUGCCCUCUCCAAAGCGCACAGUGCCUCUUGAUGGCAUGAAGGAGAGCAGUGGAUUGCUACACUUGAACAGUUUUAAAUUGAACAAGCCCCUCCAUUCCAAGGAUUCUGUGGAGCAAGUGUUCUCUUUGCGACCCAAGAGUCAGAACUGCAAUGACAACAAUCCAUUCCUGAACCACCACCACCCUAAUGGAGUGAUCCACACUGCAGUUCAGGAUGCACCCUUGGCCCUCAUCACUAAACCCCGCAGCCAGAGCAGCGUCUCUGCUAGCAAACCCCUCCAUGCAGCUACCAGCCCUCCGUAUCCCAUGCCUAUCAACUUGAGCACUAGCACCAAGGAUAUUACGCGGAGAUCUGCUUCCUCGCUCAAAUCUUCUGCCUCAUCAGGUGUUGGUCACACACCAAGGAAGAGUCCCAAGAGCCUCUCUAAAAGCACCACAUCCCGUCCCCCUGUAGACCUGGUCCGGAGCAGUGAGUCUGAUAUCCACAGCAGCAAAGACUCAGACGACUCUUUAGGAGAUGACUAUGAUGAUGAUGAUGGAGAUGACAUUGAAGAUGAAGAUUCUGGCAGCAGCCUUUCAGAGUCAGAGAGCAAUCUGGAGAGCGACUCUGAUGGCUCAGAGGAUGAUACGAAAGAGCGGGGUGAGACCGAAGCAGAUAGUGACACAGAGAGGACUCCUCAGAUGCUCGCUAAAACGUCCCUGUCCACUCACAAGGCCUCCAAGAAAGUCUCGGGCAACUGCUCCCUGCUUAACCUGCAGAUCAUCAAGCCUCCUAGUUUACCGAGUGGCCUGCUCAAUGCCACUGCAGUGACCAGCUUAGGAGCGAUGAGUAAUCACAGCUCCAUCUCGCCAUCUUUCUCAUUUGCCACAUUGCCAGGAUCAGGAAAGAGGAGGAGAGUAACAGACGAGAGAGCUCUGCGGUUGCCUCUUGACUUUGGCUGGCAGAGAGAGACCCGAAUCAGGAAUGUGGCAGGUCGCCUACAAGGAGAGGUAGCUUACUUUGCUCCAUGUGGGAAGAAGCUGCGUCAAUAUCCAGAUGUAAUGAAGUAUUUACUCCGCAAUGGAAUAACUCAAAUCUCACGGGAUAACUUCAGCUUCAGUACAAAAAUUAAAGUUGGGGACUUCUAUGAAGCCAGAGACGGACCGGAGGGUUUACAGUGGUUCUUGUUGGCAGAGGAGGAGAUCACUCCCAGUAUCAUAGCAAUGGACGGGAGGCGCAGCCGCUGCACAAAGUCCGAGAACCAGUCGAUCGGCGAACCCUCCAGGGCCAGACAGUGGAAGUCUCAUCCUCUUAAUAUCGGUGAAAAUAACUUCCCAGAUGUCAGUGAUGCCAAGCUGCUACGCAAACUAGAGGCUCAAGAAAUAGCUCGACAGGCGGCUCAGAUCAAAAUGAUGAGAAAACUGGAGAAGCAGGCCAUGGCGCAAGCAGCCAAGGAGGCAAAGAAGCAACAAGCAAUGAUGGCUGCAGAGGAGAGGAGGAAGAAGAGGGAGCAGAUGAAGAUUCUUAAACAGCAAGAGAAGAUCAAGCGCAUUCAGCAAAUUCGUAUGGAGAAAGAACUCCGUGCACAGCAAAUUCUCGAGGCGAAGAGAAAAAAGAAGGAGGAAGCAGCCAGUGCAAAAAUAUUGGAGGCUGAGAAGCGAAACAAGGAGAAAGAGUUGCGAAGACUGCAGUCUGUAAUACUGAAGCACCAGGAGUUGGAGAGACAUAGACUAGAUAUGGAGAGGGAGAGACGCAGGCAGCACAUGAUGCUCAUGAAGGCUGUGGAGGCCCGUAAGAAGGCAGAGGAGAAAGAGCGUCUGAAGAAAGAGAAGAAGGAUGAGAAACGGUUAAACAAGGAGAGGAAACUGGAGCUCAGACGACUAGAACUGGAAAAAGCGAGGGAGCUGAAGAAGCCAAAUGAAGACAUGUGUUUAGCAGAUCACAAGCCACUUCCAGAGUUAUCUCGGAUCCCCGGUCUGGUCUUACCAGGAAGUACCUUCUCCGACUGCCUGAUGGUGCUGCAGUUUCUCCGCAGCUUUGGGAAGGUCCUGAGGUUAGACAUAAAUCCAAGCAUGCUCAACUUGAGUGACCUUCAAGAGGGGUUGCUCAACAUUGGGGACAAUAUGGGCAAGCUGCAGGACCUGCUGGUGAGCCUGCUCUCUUCGGCUGUGUGUGAUCCUGGUUUACCUGCUGGACAUAAGACUAAGACCGCCUUGGGGGACCACCUGACUAAUGUGGGGAUCAACCGGGACAACGUGUCUGAGAUCCUGCAUAUCUACAUGCAUAGUCACUGUGAGCAGACAGAGCUGGCUACUCUGGCCAUCAGCCUCAGGACCAAGGCUUUUCAGGCCCACAGCCCAUCACAGAAGGCCUCCAUAUUGGCCUUCCUGGUUAAUGAGCUCUGCUGUAGUAAGGCUGUGAUCAGUGAGAUCGACAAAAACAUCGAUCACAUGACGAACUUGCGGAAGGACAAGUGGGUUGUUGAGGGAAAGCUUCGCAAACUGAGGAGCAUCCACGCCAAGAAGACAGGGAAGAGAGACAGCAGUGUAGGGGGAGAGGACAUCAACACGUCUGUUAACCCCACAGCCAGCAGGAACAAAUGCAAGAGAAAAGAUGGUGACAGUGAGGAGGAAGACGACGACGACGACGACAGCGAGGAUGACGACGACGAUGAGGAAGAGGAGGAAUCUGUGGGAAAGAAGGGGAAGAAAGCAGAAAUAAUUGAAGAGGAGGACGACAAUGUACACUCAGCCAGCAUGGAGGAGCUGGAGAAACAGAUAGAGAAAACACACAAGCAACAGAGUCAGAUCAGACAGAAGUUAUUUGACUCGUCACAGUCACUGCGCUCCAUGACGAUCGGACAGGACCGCUACAAGAGACGUUACUGGGUCCUCCCACAAUGUGGUGGCAUCUUUGUGGAAGGCAUGGAGAGUGUUGAAGGCUAUGAAGAGGCGGAGAAAGAAAAGAAAAGACCAAGGACUGCUCAGGUGAUCAGAGUAAAAGAAGAGCAGCCAGAAGAAACAAAAAAGUUGGGUACAGAUGGUGAUGCAACCAGGACAGAGAGCCAGCAAGACCAAGACAGCCUCAAUCUCUUCCUCCAAAAGCCCGGCUCCUUCUCUAAGCUCAGCAAACUCCUCAAAGUGGCCAAAAUGGCUCAAGAUUCAGACAUCAAUUCUCACAACAGUCUUUCUGCUAAAGUCCCCACUACUGCAUCUUAUCCCUCAUAUCCCACCUCUCAGACAGCCACCUCUCAGCCAGGACUGAUGGAUAAAACAGAUACUUCACCAUUCAAAAGCAACCCCUGGAUAACCAGCAGCCCUCAGUCGAUCCUUCAUGAGGACCAGCUCUCAAAGGUACUGACGGAAAAGAGCAACCAGUGGUUUAGCCUGUUUCCUCGCUCUCCUUGCGACGAGGACUCAGUCACCUCCGGCUCCAGCCCUCCAGCCUCGUCCUCUCCUCUGCAGACCAUCAGCACCAAAUCCCCCUCCUCGCUCUCCCCUAAUCCCUCAGCUGCAUCCAGCUCCGGCGCUCCUGCUGGAAUCAAUAACAUGCAAUCGUCUGUCCUUCAGCAAGUGAAGUCUGGCGUUCAUCAGAGCAGCCUGACACUGUGUGACAUGUCCAGCAUUGCAACAAGUCUCAGCCUGCCCUUCUCCGGUACUUCCAUACCCCCUGUGCUGAAUCUGGCCUCCCAGCAUGCAGAGGGUAAUGGGAACAGGGUCUUCUUCCUGGCAAAUAACAACUCUGUCAUCAAGAGUGAGACCCCAGAGCCCCCGACUGACAAGCCUCCUCGUGCCUCAUUCCCUGCUGCGGAGGUGGCCAAUACCCAGGACUGCCCCAGUCCUCAGCCUAUCCCCGAGGAGAUGCUGCGUGGCUGGUGGAUGGUGUCAGACAUGGAGGAACUGCGCCGUCUGGUCAAGGCCCUAAAUAGCCGAGGCAUCAGAGAGAAGGUCCUGCAGAAACAGAUCCAAAAACAUAUGGAGUUCAUGACCCAACUCUGCGCCAACAGCAAAGAUGCGAUUGAUGUGGCAGAGCUGCAGAAGCAGGAGGUGAGUGCAGAGACGGUGGAGAGCUGGUGCGUUGAGGAGCAGGCCAUGGAGGUGGACAUCAGCCUGCUGCAGCAGGUCGAGAAUCUGGAGAGGAGAGUCAUCUCAGCUGGUCUGCAGGUCAAGGGCUGGAUGCAUCCUGAGCCCCAGUCACAGAGGGAGGAUCUGGUUUAUCAUGAGCACAAGCUCUUCUCUUCCUCUGCCCCAGAGAAGACGAGACAGAGAGAAACAAGCCAGGAGGAACUUCCUGGCAGCAUGGUGCGGCGGCCCAACAAUCCCCUCGAUAUGGCUGUCGUCAGGCUGGCAGAGCUGGAAAAGAACAUUGAGCGAAGCAGCGAGGAUGAAGUGGCUCCAGGGAUGAGGUUGUGGCGUAAAGCCCUCGCUGAAGUCCGCAGCUCAGCUCAGCUGUCACUCUGCGUUCAGCAGCUGCAGAAAUCCAUCACCUGGGAACGAUCCAUCAUGAAAGUGCACUGCCAGCUCUGUCACAAGGGGGAUAAUGAAGAACUGCUAUUACUUUGCGAUGGCUGCGACAAAGGCUGCCACACGUACUGCCAUAAACCCAAGAUCACCACCGUACCUGACGGCGACUGGUUUUGUCCCACUUGUGUAGCAAAGGGAAGUGGUCAGUCCCCCCGGAGCAGGAGGCACCAGAGCCGAACAGCUGGAGGAGGGAAGAAAAGCACCGAGGUAAAACGAAAUGGUAAGCCAUCUGUGCUAGGAGAGCUCAUCAAAGGCGAGGCUGCCAGCAGCAACAGCGUGCCAAAGAAAGGUACCAAGGAGUUCAAGAAGAGGAAAGGAGACGACAGCCCACCCAGCUCCCAGGCCAGGCAUGACAGCCCCGUCUCCUGCGCAAAGAAAGCCAAAACGGCCAGAGACGACAACACAGAUGGGCUGGCGACAUGCCGUGUGCUGCUGGCUGAGCUGGAGUCCCAUCAGGAUGCUUGGCCCUUCCUCACACCGGUCAACCACAAAGCUGUCCCCGGAUACAGGAAGGUCAUCAAGAAGCCCAUGGACUUCUCCACCAUCAGAGAAAAGCUCACCAACAACCAGUACUCAAAUCUGGAAACAUUCAUUGUAGACGUGAACCUGGUGUUUGAGAACUGUGAAAGAUUCAACGAGGAUGAUUCGGAUAUUGGACGAGCCGGCCACCGCAUGAGGAGCUUUUUUGACAAACGCUGGAUUGAACUGCUGCAAUGAGGAAAUAAAAAUAAACAAGAUUCCAGUGCGGACUCUCUGUGCUCCUCUCUACAUAUCAGACUUCAUCUUUAGUGUUUGGAAGCCUUCUCUUCACCUGUGACACUAAAUCAAUACACAGUUAUAACACUGAUGUGCAAUGUGUGAAAGCGCUCUCCUGCUGAGUAAAGACACUUCACAGAUUAAUAAGUGCAAUACUGUUUUCUUUAUCAAAACGCACUGACUCAUGGACUCAAUAUUGUAUUUGGGGAAACAUAGAUUUCCUCUGUAGAUAGACUUUUUUUAUCAUCAGUACUUUAGCUUAGUGAAUAUGUGUGUAUUUAUUUUCUCAACUAUUUAUGUUACAGUCAGUCCUUUGUUAGAAAAAGCAGGAAAUGGCACACAGCUUUAAAAAAAAUCUGAAUAUUGUUUUUAAUGAACAAGCCAAUCAAAAAAACAUAAUUGUUUACAGCUUUUUGAAUAUAAGGUGCCAGCAGCUCUACUGUUCAUCUGCGUUUGAGUUAACUGUGUGAAAUACAAGGAGGUAUCACUGUCACUAUGUAUGUAUACGGUGUACAGUACACACAGCACAGUCUUGUUAAAAUCUAGUUAAUGCAUAAAGAUGAUUGUAGCACUUCAUAUGUCUUGUACUGUACUACACCUGUGCUGAAUAUCAACUCAAAACACUGUGGUCUCCUCAGUAUUGUAGUGCCUGACCUCUGACCUCGCAAACAGUGUACGGAGGAGUGAGUUCUUUUUGUAUUUUCAGUGUGCGUACUGUAGGUGUGUCCUGCACAAUAUAUGGUAGGAAAACCCCUUUCACAAAACGUAAAAACUCCUUAAAGCAUUUCCUCUGCAAAGAACUGAUACGGUGCAUAUAGUGUGUUUCAUCUCCAAGCAUUUCCCUUCAGCCAGUCGUCUCAGACAUCCUGUGGAAACCUGCACUGGGCUUUAAUCCAGCUGGGAGUCGGACAGUGUCACGGUCCACCAGAGGCGUCUUGAGACAGCUGAAGUCCGAAGACUUGAAGUUACUGUAUUUUAUUAUGAAUGUUGUGAAAUGAGUAGAGACUUUUGUGGGAACAUUAUUUUUAAAUAGUGGCUGUGUGAUACAGAGGAAAAUAAACCUGUUUUUCAAAAUAA